AUGUGGUGUUUUUGUCGACUGGUAUACAUGCCGAUGUCUUACUUAUACGGAAAGAGGUUUGUUGGUCAAAUCAGUCCUUUGGUUUUACAAUUACGAGAAGAAUUAUACACACAAUCCUAUGAUCAAAUCACCUGGUUUAGUAUAAGACAUUUGUGUGCAAAGGAGGACCUAUACUAUCCUCAUUCUUUACUACAAGAUCUAAUAUGGGACAGUCUUUACAUUUUCACUGAGCCAAUCCUAACUCGUUGGCCUCUUCACAAGUUACGGGAGAAAGCACUCAAAACAACCAUGGAUCAUAUCCAUUAUGAAGAUGAGAAUAGUCGAUAUAUCACAAUUGGUGCUGUGGAGAAGGCCUUGUGUAUGCUUGCAUGCUGGGUUGAGGAUCCAAACGGGGACUACUUUAAAAAGCACCUUGCCAGAAUCCCAGAUUUUUUAUGGGUUACUGAGGAUGGGAUGAAAAUGCAGAGUUUUGGCAGUCAACAAUGGGAUGCAAGUCUUGCCAUUCAAGCUUUGCUAGCUACAGAUUUGACCCACGAGAUUGGCCCUACCUUGAAGAAGGGACACAAUUUUAUUAAAUCCUCCCAGGUUAAGGACAAUCCUUCUCAUGACUUUAAAAGCAUGUAUCGCCAUAUUUCUAGAGGGUCGUGGACCUUUUCUGAUCAAGAUCAUGGAUGGCAAGUUGUAGAUUGUACUUCUGAAGGGUUGAAGUGUUGCCUUCUAUUGUCAAUUAUGCCCCUUGAAAUUGUCGGCAAAGAGAUGGAGCCUCAGCAACUUAGUGAGGCUGUAAACGUAAUACUUUCCUUAAAGAGCAAAAACGGUGGGCUAUCAGGAUGGGAACCAGCAGGAUCAUCAAAAUGGUUGGAGAUUCUCAAUCCUACAGAAUUCUUUGAGGACGUUGUCAUUGAGCAUGAGUAUGUAGAAUGCACAUCAUCAGCAAUGCAGACCCUCGUUUUAUUUAGGAAGUUGUAUCCCGAAUAUAGGAGGGAAGAAAUAGAUAGUUUUUUUACAGAUGCAUGUGGAUACCUAGAGAAAAUGCAAAUGCCAGAUGGUUCAUGGUAUGGAGAGUGGGGUGUGUGUUUCAUAUACAGUACCUGGUGGGCUCUUGGAGGACUGGCAGCAAUUGGGAAGACACAUGAAAAUUGUCACUCAAUCCGCAAAGCUGUCAAUUUUCUGUUGAAAACACAGAGAGAGGAUGGUGGUUGGGGAGAAAGUUACAGAUCUUGCUCUGAAAAGACAUAUGUAGGUCUAGAAGGAGGAAGGUCCAAUUUGGUACAAACUGCAUGGGCUAUGAUGGGACUGAUUCAUUCUAGGCAGGAAGAGAGAGAUCCAACACCUUUACACAGAGCAGCCAAGUUGUUGAUUAAUUCCCAGAUGGAAAAUGGUGAUUUUCCACAACAGGAAUCAACCGGAGCUUUCAAGAAAACAUGUACCUUGCACUAUGCACUUUACAGGGAUAUUUUCCCAAUAUGGGCUUUAGCUACUUAUCGUAAGCAAGUGCUCCCACAACCCACGAGCAUCUAG
Lactuca virosa is the source of this 1521-nucleotide messenger RNA. Lineage: Eukaryota; Viridiplantae; Streptophyta; Magnoliopsida; Asterales; Asteraceae. The record is from the annotation of a GenBank genome assembly.